Molecule: messenger RNA, 1577 nt
Organism: Phytophthora nicotianae INRA-310
Lineage: Eukaryota; Oomycota; Peronosporomycetes; Peronosporales; Peronosporaceae
Exons: 1
Coding region: 316-1293 (325 amino acids)
Molecular function (GO): DNA binding
Source: RefSeq, a predicted model, not a curated record
CGAGUCUCCAGUUGGCAGCUAAAGGCUGUAGCCUACAGCUCCAUGCUGUUUUCAUUUUCAUCCAAUAGUCGCGCGCAGUUUCUGCGAACGUCGGACCAUCUUACAAACUCCAAGUCAUUGAUGUGUGUACCCACCAGAGAUCCAGUUUGAACCCAGAUCGCAUUUUCCUCCAACCACACGCAGCCGUGUAGAAUGGGUACAUGCCAUGCGUGUGUAACCCUAAAAUCCGCCGCCGCGUCGUGUCGCGGCAAAGGAGGCUUCAUCCACCACCGAUAGCGCUCACUUUGCCACUGCCACGGAGAGAGGAGACCCACCAUGACCAUCUCGCGUAGCGUAUACAACCAGCUCUUCGAGCAGGCGCCUGAUGCCGCUGGAGGCGCAACGAAGGAGAAAGUGAUCCGUUUGCGCCCCACAGAGGCCAAAGCAGGCGCCGUAGUCAUGUCGGCUAAGAACAAGAUCCAAAUGUGGACCAAGGAGGAGCACGAGCGCUUCCUCGCGGCGCUAGAGAAGUAUCCGGCCGGCCCGUGGAAGAAAGUGGCUGACUUUAUUGGCACCAAGACGCCGCGCCAGACCAUGACCCACGCGCAGAAGUACCGCCAGAAGAUCCAUCGUCGCCAACGCGGUCUGCGCAACCAAAAGAAGAGCAAUGCCAAUGCCAAUGCCAACCCUACCACCACCGCGACCGGUAGCGCCCCCACGCCCGUGGACAUUAAGGCGGAUCCUAAGGGCGAGCCCAAAAUCAUCGUUUCGCCCUACGGCGUGGCCGACUUGCAGCUCAAGUCUGGCUCGGAGGCUGUGGCAGCAGCAGCGGCUGCAGCAGGCGUCACCAAUGAUCAGCUGUUGAAUAUUCUAGCACAACAAGCCACGACGAUUAACCAAGACAAAUCUGAGCCCAUGGAAGUGGACUCGGGCGUGACGGUGGACACCACAGCGUCUCCUGAGGAUGCUGCAGCGGCAGCCAGUCAGGGAUCGCCUGGCAAUAAUAAUUUGCCGUCGCUGGCCGAGAUUCUGCACCUUGGAGGCGCUGAAGGACAGGCGACGACGCAAGCACAGGACGAGAAGGUUGAGGGAAAGAAGAAGGAGGAAAAAACGGAGACAAAGACGGAGGAGGAUACUGAGACCGAAGGGGAGACAGAAACGAAGGCCGCGGUCGAGGCCGUCACCGAGACGAAGACGAGGACGCAGACCCGGCCAGAAGACUGCAAAUGCAAUUGCAGCUGCAGCGCACACGGUGGCAAGAAAUCCGAAGCGGAGGAUACGACGACGCAGCUUCGGCCGGACGAGAGCAAGUAAGUGCAUGUGGCUGCAGGUCUACUGGCAGCUGGAAGGAGAGAGAAGGAGGAGGCUGCUCGGAGCGACAUGGCGGCUCUCGUACCCCGCCGUGCUACGUGUAGAGCGCCUAAUAAUUAUUGUUAACAACGGAGGCUUGCAACCCACCCAAUCCAUAUGUUAGAUCGUAUUCCGCUGUAGCCAUCACAACCUUCAACUUCUCUUCAACUUGGUUUAACAAUUCCAGCGAUGGCUACAAACCCUUGGUGUAGCCAUCUCCGCGAACAGCUGAGCUUCACAAUAUCGAC